This is a messenger RNA of Thalassophryne amazonica, 2528 nucleotides long. RefSeq names its product isthmin 2a (gene ism2a). The record is from RefSeq and is a predicted model, not a curated record. The transcript has 6 exons. Lineage: Eukaryota; Metazoa; Chordata; Actinopteri; Batrachoidiformes; Batrachoididae. Bases 264 to 1637 code for a protein of 457 amino acids.
CAGAGACCAGAGGAGUCCAGAGGAGACCUGCUUUAGUGGAAGAAGAAGCAGCAUUACCCUGAGGAUGUGAUGCGGACCGGAGCACCGGGGAUUCAGCACCUGAGCCAUGACGAGGACCCUGUGAGAGUUUUUACUGACUUUUUACAUCAGUUCCUUCUGACUCCGUGCAGCGCGCGCAUGUGCGCGCGGACUCUAACCGUGUGUGAUAUGGUGUGAACGCGCCUCCUGUCAAUCCGUUUUAAACCCGCUUUCGAACCAGCACCAUGUCCCAUCUGUGGCUGCUGAUCGUUGCCGUGGGCUCAGCCUGCGGCUUCCCCACCAACCCCAGGACGACCUCAUCCACGCGCUCUCUGGCGCCCCCUGUCGAGGUGACAGCAGGCCGUAGACCGAGAGGUGACCCUCAGAGUCUCCAAGACCUCCAGAAGGAGAACCUUCUGCAGACGUUGCCCUCUGGCCCGUUUUCCACCAGGUCCAGGCACCGCUGGUCCCAGCACCGAAGCAUGGGUGUCCUCCCCCCACCUGAACCGGAGGAGGAUCCUGAGACCUUUAUCUUUGACCUGAGGAAUUUCCCAGAGCUGGCCAAUGCAGACAUGGGCUCCCAGAACCCCAACAUCCAGGUGACCAUUGAGGUGGUGGACAAUGCGCAGACUGAGACUGAGGUGGAAAUGGACUUGGCUAAAGAGGGACAGCGUAACGACUGGUCGGUGUCUUCCUCAGAGUGGGCCAGCAGUCACAAGAAACUGUUCUGGCCACUGUUCUGGGAAUACCCGGGACAACCGGAGAAUGGGUUGGGUCGAGCCAGUCCAGAGGAGCGUGUUGACUACAACUAUGACCUGGAGGAGCAUGUGCUCAGUGGAGUGGGAGGAGACUGGAGUGGUCGCUGGAACAAGGAAUGGGAAGCCAAAGACAGCUAUGAAUAUGAGGAGGAGUGGAGCGACUGGGCUCCAUGCAGCGUCACCUGUGGCAACGGCACCCAGAAACGAACCCGUUCCUGCGGCUACGCAUGCACAGCAACUGAGUCACGCACAUGUGACAUGGAAAGCUGCGACGAUGGUGUGAAUGCAGUGACAGAGCUUCUCCCCAUUCAGACGACCAACAGCAGUGACAGCCUGGACACGGACGUAGACAGCUGUGAGAAGUGGCUGAGCUGCAAGAACGACUUCCUGCAGAAAUACCUCCAUCAAGUGCUCACCGAGCUCCCCAGCUGCCCCUGCUCCUACCCCUCGGAGGCAGUUUACAGUGCUGUCAACAUCCGGGACCCCAGGCUUUGCAAAACCUACCGCUGGAGGGACGCCAGCGGACCCAAAGAGCGCCUGGACAUCUACAAGCCUUCAGCACGAUUCUGCAUUCGCUCCAUGCUGUCGUAUGACAGCACGACUUUAGCGGCGCAGCACUGCUGCUACGAUGAACAGAUGAGACUGAUAACGCGGGGGAAAGGUGCAGCGGCACCAAAUUUGAUCAGUACUGAGUUCUCGCCCGAGCUGCACUACAAGGUGGAUGUGCUGCCUUGGAUUCUGUGCAAGGGAGACUGGAGUCGGUUUCACUCGGUGAGGCCGCCAAACAACGGGUUGGUCUGUGCAGAUAACCCCCCCGAGCAAGUGUUUCAGAUGGAACUUAAAGAGGCGAAGGAGUACUGAAGCUUUUCCAAGUCCAGAUUUGAUGGACGAUGACAGAAAGCCAGUUGAAAUCUUAAUUUCUGCUGUCAGCCAUAUUUUCGGAAAUUCAGCUCUACAGUUCCAGGAGAACUUUUUUUUUUUUGUAUGGUUUUGUCCAUUGGUAAACAAAAUUAAUGAAUUAAAAGACAUGAUUGAAACAACUUUUAAAAAAAUGCAACUAUGAAUGGAAGACGUGGACCGCUAUCUUACAUUCAUGUAUGAACUGUACGUGCAAACCAACUAAAUGAAAUGACACUGGUGUAAAAAGGUAUGAAACACAAAGGGUUGGAAUUUGCAGAAUCUUCAUGAUGUUCUGUUUGGACCGCUUAGAUCAUCCUGUUCCUGUAUGUUGCUGCUAAUGAAUGCAUGUGCUGAGUUGUGUGUGUGUGUCUGUGUUUAGAGGAGGAGCUUAUUUAUUGCACUCAUGGCCCCUAAUCAAAUUCAGUGUUGGAAUAAAUUCAAAUCUUUUCCAGUUAUUCAUGUUCACCAUAAUGAUGCCAGUCCAACAAAGAGUUUUCUUUCUUUUGGGUAUUUUCGACACAGUGCCUGCUGCCACAUCAGCCUGUUUUGCCCCCUCAAUCCACACAUUCUCACAUAUUUGCGUUUGUUCUGUGCCCCUUUCCAUCACUAUGUGAUAAGUUAGGUAGCUGCUUCGCAUCAUUUUGUAAAGUGUGGGGAAACGGUUAGGUUUAGCGUUUUCACGCCUGUCAUGAAAUGACACGAAGGGGCUGCCCAACCCCUCACCUAUUGACUUUUAGUCAACAACAGUUUUGCCUCAAAAUGUGAUUACUUAGGUGUGAAAGUGACUUCCCACAGUUACUUUCACAAUGAAUUUUCAAGCAUUUUGUUAGAUUAUGACAUACAGUGCAUCCA